AUGUCAGUGGAAUCUGAGCGCGAGGCGCUAAUACGGCAACAUAACAAGUUGAAGGCUGAAGUAGAAAGCAUCAACAAUGAGAUAAAGAAGCUCGAGCGCGCCAACGAGUACCUCAGGCAGCAGAACGCGAAUAUGCGCCGGAUGGUCGAGCAGUCUCAAGCUAUGGCGGCUGCGAUGGCCCCGGAAUCCAGCGUACACACCUCCAGCGGAAGGUAUGACGACGGCGACCUCGUGAAGACGCCGGAGGCGCGCGGCGGACAUUUCUACCAGGUUGUGUCCGACCUGACGGGGAAUCGUGACUCGGUGCUCGGCAGUUAUCUAAAGCACGUGGCCGGCGUGGCGGACGACUUCGCCAGCAAACUGCACGUGACGGAAGGCGACUACGAACACCCGCCCGCACGUGAGAGCGUCUUGCAGCACAUCUACAGGCGCACGGAUCCGGCCUACAUGAUGGUCCCGAGCCUGUCUUCCAGGGAGUCAGGCAUCGACACGUCCUCGGAGAUGGGCAGCCCACAGGUGGAGCCGCAGUACGUCGAGCGCACGGGCUACUUCCAGGAGGUAACCGCCGCCUACGGCUCCGACAAGCGCGGCGACUUUCCGCCGUCGCUGGUGAAGUGA
Messenger RNA from Babesia bigemina, 618 nucleotides. RefSeq lists its product as hypothetical. Lineage: Eukaryota; Apicomplexa; Aconoidasida; Piroplasmida; Babesiidae. The transcript has 3 exons. The record is from RefSeq and is a predicted model, not a curated record. Bases 1 to 618 code for a protein of 205 amino acids.